UUGUGCUGAGAACUCCCAAUCUCUCUCUACCAGCGUUCCUCCCUCAUAUUCCCUCACCGUUUUUCCUGCUGUGACUGACCAUGGCCACCACGAGACUCGAGCAACCUCACCACCACCAUCGCCCCCACCACCGACAGCACAUUGUCGUCAUGCGCCAUGGUGACCGCCUCGACAGCGUCGACCGGUCGUGGCCGGCCACUGCCCCAAGGCGGUGGGACCCGCCGUUGGCCGAGGUCGGGUGGGCCAGGGCGCGCGAGACGGCCAAGCAACUCCCCUCCCAGCUCGGGUUCCCGAUCCACCGGAUCGUGGUGUCUCCAUUCCGGCGGUGCGUCGACACCGCUCUUGGAUUGAUUGCCGGUCUCUCGACCCCGGGCGAGGACCCCAGUGUAGUGACGGGCGACAAUGGCAUCAACCCAUCGAAAGUCAAGGUAUCUAUAGAGUAUGGAUUGGGUGAGCUGUUCAACGAUGUGGCAAUCAAAUAUCCUCAUCCUAAUCCUGUGGACCAUGCGGAUUGGGGGUUCAAUAUUCCUGAGAUCGAAACUUUGAUCCCAUCAAACAUUUUGGAUCGUACAGUAAAGCCGGUGUUCAAUGAGCUGCCGCACUGGGGAGAGACUGAGACAAAGGCAAGAGAUAGAUAUCUCCACACUUUUCGUUCUCUUGCAGAUAGCUACCCUUCAGAAAAUUUGCUGCUUAUUACUCACGGAGAGGCAGUGAAGGUCGUGAUAUCGACAGAUUUGGAGGAUUGUGCGAGCUUCAAGGUUAGGAUGGAUUAUUGCGGUUAUGCACAACUUACAAGACAAGUCAUUCAAAAGGACGACGAAUUAGAUGUGAGCGAGUUCGAGCUUCUGGGGAACUAUGGCCAAACCGGCAUCUGCUGCUUGCCAAGGAUACCAACGUGAUGGAUAACCUCAUGUCGAAUGUUGCACGAUUUGUCAUAGUACAUAAGAUGGAUGGCAUAAGAGCUUGCUUUUAUGAUUUUUUUUUUUCAUUAAUUCUUCCAUAUAUUAGGAGGAUUCUCUUGCUCAUUAGGACAGACGAUUACUGAAUGUUUUAUUCUUUUUAUGAUUCAACAUUGAAUGUGAUAUGUUCUUUUCUCUAAUUUUCU
Messenger RNA from Eucalyptus grandis, 1105 nucleotides. RefSeq lists its product as uncharacterized. The transcript has 4 exons. NCBI's taxonomy places the organism in Eukaryota, Viridiplantae, Streptophyta, Magnoliopsida, Myrtales, Myrtaceae. The record is from RefSeq and is a predicted model, not a curated record. Bases 81 to 899 code for a protein of 272 amino acids.